AGAGGCUGGUUCCAGUCUCACCUCCUGAGCUGAAGCUGGGUCUGGGCUCUCGCCACCAUGCCUGCCGACUACAAUGGGACGUGGGAAAUGGUAACCAAUGAAAACUUUGAAGGCUACAUGGUUGCUUUAGGUAUUGAUUUUGCAACUCGUAAGAUUGCAAAACACUUGAAACAAACAAAGGAGAUUGUUCAAAAUGGAGAUAAUUUUAAAACCAAAACAGUCAGUACUUUCAGAAACUAUGAUGUGGAUUUCACUGUGGGAGUGGAGUUUGAAGAGCACACCAAAGGACUGGAUAACCGAGUGGUAAAGACCCUGGUGACCUGGGAUGGUGACAAACUGGUCUCUGUUCAGAAAGGUGAAAAGAACAACAGGGGCUGGAAGCACUGGAUUGAAGGAGACAUACUGCACCUGGAACUGACAUGUGAAGACCAGGUGUGUCAUCAGACAUUCAAGAAGAAGAACUAAAAUGGAGCAGAAAGCCUCACAGAUCUCCAUCACAAUGUUAUGCUAUUAUGGUUUGUCUAAAAAGAAGAAUGAAGCCCGAUUUUCAUUCCUUUGACAUUUCUGUGCGAAUGUAUCAUGUGCCUGCUUAUGGAAACAAACACAUUUUACAGAAACAACAUCAAACAGUUACAAACCUCAUAAAUUCCUUUGCCUUUCAGUCUGGAGUUAAAUAAAAGCAAUUGUCUUUUAAAUAA
Parus major (Great Tit) is the source of this 698-nucleotide messenger RNA. RefSeq names its product retinol binding protein 2 (gene RBP2). Gene Ontology annotation, biological process: fatty acid transport. The coding region runs from base 58 to 465 and encodes 135 amino acids. The transcript has 4 exons. Gene Ontology annotation, molecular function: fatty acid binding. Gene Ontology annotation, cellular component: nucleus; cytosol. The record is from RefSeq and is a predicted model, not a curated record. Lineage: Eukaryota; Metazoa; Chordata; Aves; Passeriformes; Paridae.